GAUGCACACCGGUUGACUGGUGAAAAGACCUUCAAACCGUGCAGACGCUCUGUGUUGGUGGAGCGCUUCAGUUGUGUACCGUGUGCCGUGUGUAGUGUUUACGCUCUAGGACAUUCUAUGUUUGUUUUGUCUGGUGAAACAAGGGUGACAAAUUGUGCCAUACCGUACUGAACACAAAUGUACCACAAAGGACUUCUUAUUGCAUUUUUGUGAAAAAAAAACGAAAGGCCGUACCGGAGCCCUCUUCUUCUGUUCCCUGCUCUGCCCGCACAAUUUACACAUUGCUGCGGGUGAAAAUGUUGCUGCCCAAGCAUUUUCUAAUGGCGAUACUCGCCUCGGCCAGCAUCGGUUUGGCAUCCUGCUAUAAGGACUCGCUGCACGCCUACGCGCCAGAAUACGCCCAUCCUGCCUACUCUUUCAGCUACGGCGUCAAAGAUCUGCACAGUGGCGACGUAAAGUCGCAGUGGGAAACGCGUGACGAUGGCAUCGUGAAGGGCCACUACAGUGUCGUCGAACCGGACGGCUCGAUACGUGAGGUAGACUAUACGGCCGAUUCCAAAACCGGCUUCAAUGCGGUCGUAAAAACCCACGGCCCAAACGCUCAUCCCGUGCGGGAUCCUCACGAUCAGCACGAGCACAAAACGCACUACUACGACGAGCAUCACUCGCAGUCGAAGAUUAACCACUUCAGCAAAGGCCAGGAUCAUCUCAUUCUGAGCUCGGAUCUACCGCACCACGAGAAAGACAUCGCCGAGAUCGGCGAGAAGAAGCGUCCCAUCCCUUCGAUCCUGGAGCUGAAGCCACACGUCAACCUCGAGAAGCCGCUGGUGGCGUACAAACACUACGAACCGCCGAAAACGAUCUUCCAGCACUACUCGCAUGACGAGCUGAAGCCGCACUACGUCACGGUGGAGACGGAACACAGCCACAAGCACUACGUGUCCGACUCGGCCGACUUCUUCUCCGAGCAGCUGGACUCCGACAAGGACCUGUUCAAGCCGAGCAUUCGCAUCGAGGAAGUGAAAGCGCCGGGCCUAUCCAAACUGAAGCCCAUCUCGCCCGAUGUUGAUUUUUCGCAUCUUUCCGAAAGCGAUCUCGGCCCAUACUACACCAAAGACAGCUACCGACCGUUCGCACAGUACAACAAUCACGUGUCGCACCCAGUCACGCUGCAAAAGGCGAAAGUGCACGCCAUCCAAGUGGACAGCAAACCGAAGAAGAAUCUGUUGAAGCCGCUGACGACGCCGGGCCUGAAGAACUUUGCCACCCCGUCGGUGUACAAGUUUGCUGCCCGUGGACCGGCGCGGCCCGACUACGCAAGCUACUUCAAGUCGAAAGGAAGCCGCCAGGCCCGCACCGGUCCGGUACUGUUCCAUCCCGAUGAGCAGAAGCGUGCGUCGCAGCGAAUGGUACAGUCGAUGCUGUCACGUCAGCACUCGCGAAACGUGCCCGUGUACGCGAAGAACUAUGCCUGAACUAUGCUGGAGGGAACAAAACGGGAAGGCGUAUAGUGCAAUAGAAGCCCGGACUGCAUCUGCUCUGUUGGUGUUUAUCGUCGGAAGGGUGCGUGAAUGUCCACGUACAUCAGUGAUACACUAAUUUAACUGCAAACAAUAGGGAGUGGAACAGUUGCACGAACCAACAGAGUUUGAGCAGGUUGAUGGGCUACGUUUAGAAUGUUAAUAUUGUUAUCUAUUUAAUAAAUGUCAAUUUUAGAGUAAAGGAUCUAUUUCUACUUGUUUGGAGAGCAGACUUGUCUUAUAGAUGUUGAUAAACGCAA
Messenger RNA from Anopheles arabiensis, 1780 nucleotides. RefSeq lists its product as uncharacterized. The record is from RefSeq and is a predicted model, not a curated record. The transcript is spliced from 3 exons. NCBI's taxonomy places the organism in Eukaryota, Metazoa, Arthropoda, Insecta, Diptera, Culicidae. Gene Ontology annotation, cellular component: extracellular matrix. Bases 297 to 1475 code for a protein of 392 amino acids.